This is a messenger RNA of Aureobasidium musti, 180 nucleotides long. Lineage: Eukaryota; Fungi; Ascomycota; Dothideomycetes; Dothideales; Saccotheciaceae. The record is from the annotation of a GenBank genome assembly.
AUGCCGACCACAAGUCCCAACCACGACCGCCGCACCCUCAUGGAACGCCUCUCCGAUGCCCUCGUCUACGUCCUCGCAUUCCCCUUCAUAAUCUUCGGUAUCGCACUCAAGCGCGCAUUCACACAAGGAGGCGAACACCGCUCGUACCGGAACAACCUGCCUGAGCAGAAGAGGAUCUAA